UCGAGUGCCUCAAGUCUUCGGCCUUCUUCCAGUGCUCCUCUCCGACCCCCUUCAAGUGCAUCAACUCGUCCUCCCUCUAGUGCUGGCAUUCGCUCUUCUCAAAGCGCGCCAUUCAGAUCACCUUCGAGCUUAUCAGCGCGACCGCCGUCCAGCAUAUCUGUCCGGCCUCCGUCGAGUGCUUCCCUACGCCCUACCUCCAGUGCUUCUGUCAGGCGACCUAUCUCGCGCUUCUCCCAUCGCGUCCCUCCCCGACAACCGUCUCGUCUGAUCCCGCUAUGUGAAUCCCUAGUAUCCCAGCUCACGCCAUUAACCCCUGACGUAGACCCCGAGGACUUCCGGGCUGCUGUGGAGUAUGUUGCGAAGAAUUUAGACUCAACCGUCCGACCUUCAGGGAGCACUGACUUCCCUACCAUUGACAAGGCGAUGAGAGGUUAUGCGCGAAAGGCACGAAUCAACUCCUUUGAUGUCCUCGGUGAUACACUCGAUAUAGUGUACGAUAGGUUGAAAACGCAUGCCAAGAGCAACGAUGAUCUGGACGCGAGCAUACAACUGUCUCGUCUUCCUGACCACUUGAAGUUUCUUACACUGCUCUCAACCCCUUCCAAUCCCACGACACUGGAGAACGCAGAAGCCGUCCUUCAAAGAAUCGAACAUCCCUCAGUAGCCAAGCCCAAACUGACCUGGAAAGACAUUCUUGCGGAGGAGCCUUUCGAAGGUCAACACUGGGAAGGCGUCUAUGGUCUCCCCCGCGGAAGCACUGUCGAGGGCUGGGAGACACGCAGCGACGGCAGCACACCCUCGCUCUCGCCUUGGGACAGCGAUUCCGAUCUGGAAGGGGCCCAGUCAUCCUCCGAGCUGUCCGUCAUUCCGGACACACCCCCGCCCGCUCAUUCCGGGCCUCAACAGACUGGCGAGUUCGAAGGGGGUGCGACAAUAGACCCACGGAAUGCAUAUCGACAUCGACAGGAUGUGGAAGAGCUGCAGGCCAGACAGUAUUGGCGAUCUGAGUGGCGCACCGAUGCGGCGAUUGAGAAACCGUUCGACCUUGGAGAUGCCUCAUCUCUCGCGCCAUCGUUCCAUCGAGUGUUGGGGUCCAGGGCUACGCUGCGCAUCGACGGGCCAACUAAAGAGAACUAUAGGCCUGAAGAGUAUCUGGUCCGCGAAGUGCUUACAGGCUUACAAGGGCGUCGUAAUAUGAUGUUCACUUGGGCACAUAACGGUCCCAACGCUUUCUCCUUCGUCUUCUCUCCUACAGCACCGCGGUGUUUGCAUCUAACAGCAGGCGCACAGGCGUCCAUCGUCUCUGCUUUCGCAUCCCUAGCGACCACCCUCGCACACCUCCGCAAGUUCACCAGCGCGAUGUUUGCCAGGGCUUCUGCCAGCACUAGCUCAGACUCCAAUCAAGCAGCUCAUCUCGUCAGGUCCCAACGACGUAACACCCAAACACUCGAGGCCUUCGCCGAUGCGCUAGACACCGAGUUGCGAGCAUUCGACGCAUGGUGCGCCGCACGCGAAGAAUCCAUCUGCCGUGCACGCGGCGGCGUCCUGCCCGGCCCCCCAAUAGUCGUCUCCCUUCUCAGCCUCGAAAAAGGCGUACGCGACGCCUUCGGGGACACCUUCUCCGUCCUGCUCACCCUCGUCCGCACCGUCGUACAAAAAGCCCAGCGCGCCCCCUCGCCGCUCAUUGAAAUAUGGACGUUCCCCGACCUGCCCUCGCGUGCGCCCCCGUCCGCAGUCACCGCACUCCUCCUCGACGCGCUGCUCGGCGCGGUGCAGGCCCGCAUGUCCAUGGGCGACGCGGUCGCCGCCCGCGCGCUGACGCGCGUCUUUGGCGCAAGCGCGGAGCCGGUGUGGGCGAUGAUGCACCGCUGGAUGCGCGACGGCAUGCCCGUGCGCGACUCGCCCGCGGCGCUCGUUGGCGUGCGCGCGGUGGGCACCCGGGCCGUCCCGGACGAGUUCUUCGUGGAGGACAACGAGCUGGUGAUGCUCGACCCGGACUUUUGGUCGGAUGGGUUCACGCUGCGCGCCGGGCAGACGGGCGACGGCGAAGGUGAGGGCGGGGAGGCGCCCAACGGCUUGCCGGUGUUUCUGGUGCAUGUCGCUGAGCUCGUGCUGUCGACGGGCAAGGUAACUGGGCUGCUGCGCGCGCUUGGGAUAUCGUCCCUGUUCGACGGGGACGCGGCGGAGGUGCCUGAUGUCGCGUCUGGGCAGCCGUGGAUGGCGGGCUGGCGCGCGUUCGGCGCGCUGCUGGACGAGUCUGCUGGCGCGCCGACGGAGGAGGUGUUGCAUGAUGUGCUGUCCCCUGAGGCUGCGAUCGCGUCUAGCGAGAACCUCUCGCACGUCGUGUAUGAGGAGCUGUUGCCGUACGCGGAGCGCGCCCACGAGACGCUCACGAAGGUGCUCGUCGAGGACUGCGACCUCUGGGCGCACCUCAACGCAAUUGAGGAUCUCUUCCUCAUGCGCCGCGGCGACGCCAUGUCGCACUUCGUCGACAUCCUCUUCACCCGCAUGGACACGCGCCAGCCAUGGAACGACUUCCACUUCAUGAACAGUGCGUUCCGCGACGUCGUCGCCCUGCACCCUGGGCGCACGCGCUGGAUCGACCCCGCACUCGUGCGCUUCUCCUUCCGCACCACGCAGGAACGCAGCGCGGCGCAGACGGUGCGCGCGCUCGACGGGCUGCUCAUCGAGUACGCGGUGCCGUUCCCGCUCACGUACGUGUUCGGGCCGCGCACGGUGCGCGUGUGCUCGGCCGUGUUCACGCUCGUGCUGCAGGUGCGGCGCGCGAAGCGCGUGCUGGAGCGGAUCUUGGUAAGGGGUGGGCUCGUGGGCGGGGGCGGGGGGAGGAAGAUGAGUGGGGAGAUGAAGGUGUUUUAUGCGGUGAGGGGGAGGUUGUCGUGGUUCGUCAACACGCUGCUGAACUUUAUCACGACUAAUGUGAUCCACACGCAAAUCCUCAAGUUCCACGACGCAUUCCGCGGCGCGAAGUCGCUCGACGAGAUGGUGCAACUGCAGAACGAUCACCUCGACAAGCUCGAAGGCCGCUGUCUUCUCCAACGCAAUACUGCUGCGCUGCACCGCGCGAUCAUGUCCAUCCUCGACAUGUCCCUCCACUACACCGAAUGCUUCGUCGCCUACGCCGGCGACACCACACACGACAUCUCACGCGCCUCGCUCCGCCUCGUCUCCCGGCGGUCCCGCCACCGCAGCCGUCGCGUGCGCACCCAGCGGCGCGACGUCAUCGGGUUCGCGCAGGCACCCUCACUCCUGCAAGACUCGGACGGGGACAGCUCCGACUCCGAGGACGAAGGGGACGCGGAGGGCGGGGGCGCGAGCGAGCCGUCGUUCUCGUUUGGGGCAUCGACGACGAUGUCGUUUGCGGAGGAGGGGCCGGCGGCGCGGUUGGAGAAGAUGUCUGGCGAGUUGGACGCGCUGGUGCGUUUCGUGCGGCGCGGUGUGGAGAGCCUAGCGGCGGGCACGGGCGAGGCAGCGCCUGCGUUUGGUAUGUUCGCGUUCGCGCUGGAGGACUGGGACCGAUAGACAGGCCGCGGAGACGUUGAACGGGCUAGUAGGGGCAAUUGUAUUUUGGAAUCUGAAUCGCAGAGCACGGGUAGUACGGGUAGAAUACAGGGUGGGGGUGUACGCAUAAUGUAGGAUCGUGAUACAAAGAGCAAAAAGACCCGUAUGCUACAUCUGGAGAAGGGCGCAGCGACUAGACUGGGGCGGACACAGCAUGUGCGGAAAGGUCAUGAAAGCAUUAGUAGCAGGGGGAGAGAGGAGAGAGAUCAAUAAUACUAGCAGCGGUGUCGCAUGAAUGGGGCUAUAUCUGGCGUAUCCGGGGACGUCCAGAUUAGAUCGGUGAGGGGUGGGGGUAUAAGGAGGAGGGCAGCAUAGCACGAUGUACGAUCAAAAUGUUCUUUACAUGACGCUCUGGCCGCCUCUCUUGUCCACUCGUCGAUUGAUGCCGCCAAGGAGGAUUUUGAUGAUAGAAUCCGCAUUGAGACGACCGCCGAGGUAUGGCGUCGUGUCGACGAUGUCUCGACAAUGAUAUUCGGCUUGCAGUUCGUCAUCCAGAGUGCGCAGAUAUUCGGUGGCCGCUCUAUGGCUGCCUAUCUGGACAAAUUGAAUGCCGACCUGCGUGAGAGGGUAAUGACCGUCAUCCAAUCGCUUAGCGGCAGCAGCGAUUACAGCGGCUGGAUCGUCGGUAGGAACACCGUCGGUGAUGAUGAUGUAGUUCACGGGCUUGAGUUUCUUGACCGCCGCCACGCCGCCAGACUCCUUCGCCGCGUCAAGUUCGUUCAAGUAAUACAGCAUAAGGUCCUCGAGCCGUUCACCGAUGGGUGUCGCACCGCGUGGAACUACACUGUCAAACAUUCGCCGUAUCUGGGUCCCGCUCGUCAUGUUAGUCCCGGUCUUCUUGCUGUUGAGGAAACAGACAUCGAUCCCAUCCGUAUCGUAUUUAGACGCAACGUCCGCGAGGGCAGCGAGUGCCUCUCGUGCCUCCGUCCACAGCCCUCCCUUCGACAUCGAGCCUGAAUCAUCCACGACGAUAACCGUAUUAUACUUCUUUAGCGUCUCCAACGCGUCCUCGAUCGUGUUCUGCCGCAUCGGCCGGCGCAAAUACUCCGCGCGCUCUUCGAAAGUCAUCGGCUGGCCCGCCCCCGACCGCCCAGGGGACGAUGACACAAAUGUGGCGGCACUGGCCUCGGAGCUCGCGGACGGCAGCCCGACGCUGCUCACAGGCCGGCGCAGGAACGGGUUGUUGCUGCGCGGAGCAUCCUGCGAGCGUGACCGCUGCCCGAGGCCCUGCGUCGGCACAGCAAGGAAAGACUGGUCGGAGAGUGCCUCCGAGUACGACGGUGGCGGCGGCGGCUCCUCGGAGCCUGUUUGUGAGAUGCGCGAGAGCGGCCGCUGGCUGCUCACGGAGCCCACGAGUGCGGAUCUGCUCCGGCGGUGGGUCUGCGAGCCGGAGGGGACUGCAAGGUUCUGUGAGCUCCUGUGGACGUUCGGAACUGCGGAUGUGGCGCGACGGUUGAGAGAGGCUCCUUCGUGCUUCUUGUCAAGUGGUG
Messenger RNA from Trametes versicolor FP-101664 SS1, 5069 nucleotides. RefSeq lists its product as uncharacterized. Gene Ontology annotation, biological process: cytoplasmic microtubule organization; meiotic cell cycle; microtubule nucleation. Bases 424 to 3540 code for a protein of 1038 amino acids. Lineage: Eukaryota; Fungi; Basidiomycota; Agaricomycetes; Polyporales; Polyporaceae. Gene Ontology annotation, cellular component: equatorial microtubule organizing center; spindle pole; centrosome. The transcript has 16 exons. Gene Ontology annotation, molecular function: microtubule minus-end binding; gamma-tubulin binding. The record is from RefSeq and is a predicted model, not a curated record.